Messenger RNA from Clupea harengus (Atlantic herring), 3164 nucleotides. RefSeq names its product failed axon connections homolog, metaxin like GST domain containing b (gene faxcb). Gene Ontology annotation, cellular component: cytoplasm. The record is from RefSeq and is a predicted model, not a curated record. NCBI's taxonomy places the organism in Eukaryota, Metazoa, Chordata, Actinopteri, Clupeiformes, Clupeidae.
CUUUGAGCCUCCCAUACUGUAGGAGUGCUAAGCAGUCUAGGCGUGGUGACAUCACUGGGAUCUGUGGGAACUGAUUGGUACAGACAAGGGCACUCAGCAUCCACGGAGGAGGCAGGCAGUGAGCGACUACGGGGACCAGUUCCUGUCAGGAUGCCUUUUUCGCCAUUUAGUGGCUCAGCUAACAUAAUCAUGAGGGGACACCGGUAGAGCAUUUAGAUGAGGCCGUGUAGGGCGGGUGGAAAGCCAAGGGUGGAGGUCCAGAGAGAUAAUGUUCUGGGGAACCUGCUUCGCCUCUUCCCGGUCUUACGUUGUGGAGUUCGGGCGGAAUCAGAGCCUGCCCCUCGGACUCGGCGGCUCUGAUGAGCGCCACUCCUUUUAUGGAUACAUCAUCGCCUUUCCUUUACAGGACUACGGUGGGAUCAUGUCCGGUUUGGGCUCGGAGUCCUGGUGGAGGAAAACGCUGUAUAUCACGGGUGGUGCUCUCCUUGCUGCCGCUGCCUACCUUCUACACGAGCUGCUGUCCAUCAGGAAAGAGGAGGAGAUGGACUCGAAGGACGCCAUCAUCCUGCACCAGUUCUCCCGGCCAAAGAGCGGCGUGCCCAGCCUCUCCCCCUUCUGUCUCAAGAUGGAGACUUACCUGCGCAUGGUGGACCUUCCCUAUCAGAACUACUUCAAUGGGAAGCUCUCCCCACAAGGUAAGAUGCCCUGGAUAGAGUACAACAAGCAGCAGGUGUCUGGAACGGAGUUCAUCAUCGACUUCCUGGAGGACAACCUGGGAGUGAACCUUAACAAGAGCCUGAGCGCGCAGGAGAAGGCCGUGUCUCGUGCCAUCACCAAGAUGGUGGAGGAGCAUCUCUAUUGGACGAUUGCGUACUGCCAGUGGGUGGACAACCUGGAUGAGACUCAGAAGAUGCUCCCCAUCACAGGGCCUCUGAGUGACCUGCAGAGGUGGAUCCUGAGUCACGUGACUGGCAGCAUCGUCAAGAAGGAGAUGUACGGCCAUGGGAUCGGUCGCUUCUCCAAACAGGAGGUCUACGCACUCAUGGAGAAAGAUUUGAGAACACUGGCCGCACUGCUCGGAGAUAAGAAGUACAUCAUGGGACCCAAGCUGACUACUGUAGAUGCCACUGUGUUUGGGCACCUGGCUCCGGCCAUGUGGAGUUUGCCUGGCACACGCCCAGAGCAGCUCAUCAAAGGAGAGCUGAUCAACCUGGCCAUGUACUGUGAGCGGAUGAGGAGGCGGUUCUGGCCCGAGUGGUUUGUGGACCUGGAGGACUGGUACUACACGGGGGACGAGAGUGACAGCGACCGGUCCUCCCCGGCCUGCCUGCUGGACCUCGGGCUUUUCUCAAGGACAGACACGCUGGAGGACAGCGACGCCAGCAGCCGCUCCGACCCUCACUCUCAAGCGCACCCACACGCAGACUCACACAAACAGUCGCCGGACUCUGACCGCUCAGGCCGCUCGCUCUUCGACUCCGACAUUGACUCGGACGGUGGGUCGGAUGCAGAGCAGAAAAAGGAAGUGUUAAACCCUGACCUUUGAACUUUGGGGGAAAUGUCAGGUCGCAGGACACAGUUCUCCACCGUGUUUCUCACCUGGGAAGUCUUCGCUUCAAAUCCUCACUGCAGUCCAAACAGGGAACUUUCCAGAAAGCCAUUCUGAAACAAAGGACUUAUACAGAGCUUAUGUUCAGUCUUUUAAACCUUGGGCCCAGUCUGGAGGUCAGUAAUAAGGUGGUAAUAUACCAGUGCAAACUGUUUGCUUUUGCACAUCCUCUGCUUGCCUCCUAGGUUAAAAGUUUCAAGUGAACCAUCAGCUAGCUAACUUACACACACACAUCUAAUUGCAGCCAUUUCUGUGAACCUUGAAAUAAACACAUGCAAAUGUAAACACGGUCCACUAUACUUUGAAGGAUAUUUGGAUCCACAUGGACGGUGUUGGCAUGGUAACUCCAUGCUAUUGCCCUAGCACCUGAGCCCUUGGUAUUCCUCUGGCUGUGGAAGAUGCUGAAAGGUCCAAAGAGAUGUUGCUGUAGGGUUGCAUGACCACUGUUUGGGUAGGUUGAUCGACCAUGCUGCACACUCACACAUAGGGUUCUACUCUUAGCUUUUAGAAGUUUGGGCACAUAGAUGGUAGCGACAUUUCACUGUUCUGUUUUUGGCUCCCGAUUUCUCUUCUGUCACCAGGAAAGUAGCCUUAAGGCAUCUGACACCUCUCCACUGACUGGUGCUCCAUGUGUGUGUGCUCUGCUAGCGGCUGUCUCCAUAGCUUUGGAAAAAGUAGAAUAGAUGUAAGCUACAUUCUUCCACUGUGCUAGGGCAAGCUGUGCUUGAUGAUGCUUAUACUAUGGAUACUACAGUAAUACGCACAUUUUAUGCCCGUGGUUUAUUUAACGGUUCUGGAACGAUGAUGUUGAACAAAACAUAUAAUUUACUUCCGAUUCCAGGUUUACCAUGAUCUUUGUCUCAGUUUUUCCUGAUUUAGUAGGUUUCGCGUUAAUCGGCACUGACACAAUCAUUCACACGCAUGCAAUAGGAAGGUAGCGUGUAAAAAUAAAACAGCUCAUGAUGGCAGCAAACAAACAGCCUUUGGUUUGUUAGCAUGGGCCAAUAGCAGCUAAACGAUGCCCACUGCAUCCCUAUCAUGCUGUGGCUAUGCAGGCAUAUGCAGCAUCUGUCCUGAAGGCCACUGUGAUGGAGCCCUCUCCAUCCUCAUGCACAUCGCUCCUCCAUCAGGUGGUGUCUUCUUGGCUGUGCCUCUCCGCCUGCCUGCCCAUCUGCACACUGUUCUCUUCAGUUUCAGCCCUGUCUGUUUGAGUCUCCCAUCAUCUGAGCCCAUCUAUUUGUGUAUAGAGAGUGUCAUUGCCAUUCUGGUACCAGAAGAGGGCACCAUAUUCCUUUGCGUGUUUUCAGGAGAGGAGUUUUGUGGAGCCUUGAUGUGCAGUCCUGCCAGUUUCUGCCUUAAGUGAAGAUACAGCUACACACUCAUCACUUUAGUCUUAAUAACAAGCCCACAGUGGUCAGGAUGUUGUCGCAAGGACCUACAAUGGUGGUCUCACUGAAGGUUGAUCCUGUAAAUGUAUCGAAUGUGUUAUUGUGUGUGUGUGUGAAAGAGAGAGUUUGUGUGUGCACAUGUGUGUGUGAGAGAGAGUAUGUGUGUG